Molecule: messenger RNA, 432 nt
Organism: Dermacentor silvarum
Lineage: Eukaryota; Metazoa; Arthropoda; Arachnida; Ixodida; Ixodidae
Exons: 4
Coding region: 53-367 (104 amino acids)
Source: RefSeq, a predicted model, not a curated record
UGAACAGCUGCAUAGUUAGAAAUACAGCUGUUAUACGCUUUCUGAAGGACGGAUGACGCUGCAAGUCAUCGUUUUCGCAUUCACUACAACGCUGUUCCUCACUCCGGGCGAUGUCCAGGGUAAAGACGGAGCUGCCAAGCGGGCAAAGAGGUCUCUCCUGCCUUACACAGAAAUUCUCAGCGGCACGACGCCAAACUUCCAGGACCUUGGCAGGGACGUAAAACCCGAUGAGAGGAUCCCCGACAUCACAAACAGCUCAGACGACUACGAAGAAGCAUUGAUGGAGCCUAUGACACUCGGACCACUGAGACAACGUCCCCGAAAACCAUGGGGCGAGGGCAGACCCAAGUCAAGACCACAGCAGUGAUGGCGCAACAAGAAAGACCGUGCCUUAAUUUCCGUGAGUCCUGGAACAGCGAGCGUCCGAGACAG